CGCUACAAGGGGUUUCCACGGCGCGUGACUGGCGUGGCGUUGCGGCCACCUCCCGCGUCAAACCUGUGCGUCAAGCUGCACGCACUUUAUCAGGAGUACUCUCCGUGAUUUGUUGCAGCGAACAAUUGGUCUUUUGAGGCAGCUAUCUUAUCGAUUCACGAGUUUCCGGCCGUGAGCGACGCUACUCGCCGUUUCGCUGACAAAUAGUUGAGAGCAGACUCGAAGCCGGCGAAGGAGAGCAUACAGGAGUUGUUUUCUGCGGAUGCCGUUCUCCCCACAGGUGGACAACACAGCGAGUCUGAAGAAAUACUUACGUAACAGCGGUUGGUGUCACCGAGUCACGAAAGUAGAGACGCUCCGCCGUGACGUGUACAUUUCCCUGCGGCAAUGUCUACGGGAAAUCGUUCAUCGAGUAGCUGACGCAAGCCAACAUCAAAGCUUUUGUUCACCGGUUCCAGAAAAGGACAUUUCACCAAGUCCUAGUUUAUUGAAAAACGUGUGCACGACGAUUGCAGGCUGAAAAUUGCUCGCUUAUAACUGCAGUUCCCUCGCAAAUCUUUUCAGCCUCCACUCGCUGUCUUAAUUUGAGCGAACACUUGAGAAUCCUAACUGCAAAAGUACAAAGCAAAACCUCUUUAUCAGCGUAUCAAACAUGGCGGACGGAGUCACGAAUGAAGCUGACACCCAAGAUACCGAAGUAAUGGAUCUCUUCCGGAAGGGGCUCGAGCAACACGUACGUCACGGCGACCGCGACCAAGAUUUUACCGACGUUAACGCUGAAAGCACGCAACGCAAAGGCGCCGAGCUCAGUUACACCGAGAACCUUUCCGAGAAGGAUGCUGCCGUGCUCCGGCGAAUGCUGACAACGGGACCACCCGUGAGGCAGCUCACUCUGUGGCAAAUCUCGCUGGCGGCCUUCAAGAUCGCCUUCCAAGACCUAAAAGAAUGCCCCUCACUGAAAGAAGUCUACUUUCUCCUCAUCGACUGCGAAGGCAAGGAGUUGUGCAUCAGCGACUCCGGAGUGUUUGGAAACCUGCGAACCUUAGACCUGCGCUGCGACAACGCGGGGAACGCAUUCGCCAAGGACAUCGCAAAUUACAUCCGACAGAACAAGUCGUUGAGAGAGCUGAGCCUUUGGAACUCCUGCGGCGGUGACGAAGGUGCCGCAACCCUCAUCGAAGCCCUGGCUGCGAACGACACCCUCAAGAAGCUCACCCUAGCAUCGAUGGAGCUGUCUCCCGACACCUUGAUAGGCUUCGCGAGGAUGCUGACGUCCAACACGACGCUAGAGUUGGUGGACCUCUUUGACGUGUGUCCCGCGCAAAAGGGCAAACUGACGCCCUUGUUAGAGCAGGAACUGUGCGCGGAUGUCUUCAAGAGGCUGAAGAUCCUGUGGCCCCAGGAGCUCCUGCCAGAACUCACCACGCUUCUCCGCAAAGGAUUGUGCUAUACAGACCUUUCAGUCAGUGUGACGUCGACUGUCGAAGAAGUAGUUCUUCGGGAGUUCUUCGACGCGGUGGCCGCGGACAAGACGCUUCGCACGCUCCACUUUUAUCCCAGCGAGGACAGCUUCGACGCACUGGCCGAAGGCAUUGCGUCCGUAGUGAGGAGUACGACCACGCUUCGAGAAAUCUGCAACCUCAUGAGAGUGAAAAAGGGCAAAGAGCACCAACUCGUCGCCGUCCUUGAGGCCUUGAAAGAGAACAGUUCCGUUAGGGCGUUCACGAUGUACGCCGAACUGCUAAAUGGAGAAAUAGUAAAAUCGCUGUCAGAGUUGCUCGCUGUGAACAGCACGUUGAAGGAAAUUUCCAUCUGCGAGUACUGGGGAAUCUUGCCUGACCAGGUGGAUACCAUUCUGCAAGGUUUGAGGAAGAACUACACCCUGACGAGCCUCAUGGUUUCCUGGGACCCCGAUGACUCCGAUGACUCCGAUGGAAUCGCCGAGAUGGAAGAGCUCUUGAAGAGGAACGCUCGUCUACGAAGCAAAACUGCGGAGUGCCCGAGUUCGGAUUCUCGUGACGUCAGCGAAGCAAAAGCCGUGGAUUGAAAAAUUGACUUGACUUUGGACUAAAAGAAAAUGCGGAAAAGGACCAAACACUGAAAUCUUCAAAGUUGUAACCAUUUUAUGUGUGAUGCCCUGCCGUAAGUAAACAGGUUCACGAACACACAUUCGUAGCAUUUAUGAUUUAGUAUUCCGGAAUAACUUCAUAAUUGAAGUGGCUUUUCAGGUACAUACCAACACCACCUCCUCUUUUGUUAAGUCGUGACACCGAUAUGCAGUUGUAUCCCGAAACGCAUACGUCAGGGCAGUCAUUGGAAAACCAGGAUUCGGUGAAUGCCAAGACGUCAAAUUCGUGAUCUAAGUUGUCUAAAAAAGGUUAAUAGAAUCACGUUUGUUUCUUAAACUUCGUGCGUUAAGGUGAAGCAAAGAAAAUUGCUUGGCGCCACGUAGGGCCUUGAGACGCCUAAAUGAAACAGCAUCAAGAUAGCAUAUUUUAUUGUGUGUAGCCACGUGCUUACAUGGCACAAGAAAAAAAAGGGAGGUGGGGGGAUAUUCUUAGAGCUUAUGAGAUCGAGGUCACUGGCUGUCUUAUUCCGUAAUACUCUGUCGCGUUGACUAAGCCGAACAAAUAAUUUGCCGUCCUAGACCCAGGCGAAUUGAUUUUCCACUUCUCUUGCCUUUGUUUUCACUUGCCAGAAAAGCCGCUUAUUCUCAGCAGUGAAAUUUUCUUGUUCUUGUUCACCAAUAGCUCGUGGUGCAUAUCUACUGCGGGGAAUCGGAGCCUAGAAUUGAGUGAUCUUAUAAAAUAGUACGCAGCUUUAGAAUACUGGAGCUUAUAUAAUAGGAAGAUCGCAGAUUGCCGGAAAUUAUGUUCAUUGAUCAAACGCAUAUAAUUAUUUAAAUUAAAAACAAUUAUUCCUUAAAUUAGAGUAGUACGUAUAUACUGUUGUAUACAUGUUAGGGUAAUAAUAAUACCGAUUAUAUAGUCAACCGUUUAGUUUUAUUAUUACAGUCCCUGAUCGCCGCGCAUACCUUGGCACUGGAGAACUUAGAAAUAGAGACUCCAAAAUACAAAAUUAGUGGCACAAACAAAUUCAUAACAAUACCACGUAAAUUCAUUUCUAAAUGAAUUUUUCAUACUGCACUAAACCGCCUGUAGGUCAAAAAUAAAUGAUCUACUGUUUCCAAUGCA
Molecule: messenger RNA, 3194 nt
Organism: Rhipicephalus microplus (southern cattle tick)
Lineage: Eukaryota; Metazoa; Arthropoda; Arachnida; Ixodida; Ixodidae
Source: RefSeq, a predicted model, not a curated record